AUGGCGUACUCAACCCAGGUGGAUGAUGAUCAAGACAGAAAAUCGGUCUAUAAAUACGAUAAAAAGGAAAUCUGGUGUCCAUGUCUAUUGGGAACAACAAGGCCUAAUCUGCUUGAUAUAUCAAAAACUGUAGUUGGUAUAGAUAUCAGAAAUUGGUGGAAAAUGAGCAAUGUGUACGGAAAAAUCAUCAACGAUGAUGUGGUGAAGGGUAUGCAGACAUAUGUUGAGAGAAAGGAAAACUUGGAGGACUUUAUGAUUAUGAGAGCGAAGGCGGCUUAUCAAAUGAUAGGUGUAGACAAUAAGGAUUUCCUUGCAGCCAAAUAUCUGGAUGAACUUGAAGCUCAAGAAAAAGUGAAGGGUACCAAAGUCAUGCUCUACAAUGCCACUGGUGUUACUCUCACCUUUGAAGGCGAAUACGAUGGUUCAGGAAGAAUAGGGAGUUCCCCUUGCCCUCAUACUCUUCACAAUGGACAAUGGGGCGUCUUCUUCCAUCGCAUCAAUGAUGGUGUAAGUGAAGGCGGUGUUAUUUAUGAGGGCAAGUGUCACCCCGAUGGUCAAAAAGGCGAAUGGAAGUUUUCAUGGAAAGUUGAUGGUAAAAAGAACACGUGUUUUACAGAUUGUCAGGAUUCAAGAGUCCGGAAAGGGAACCGAGGAAGUCUAGAUAUAGUUGUAAAGGGUGUUCAGUCCGUGCAACUGAUACAUACAUCGACUCAAGAACUGAUGAAGGCCACUGCUACUAUAGGCAAUACAAAGAAUCCAAUAUUUCAAGGAAUAAUGACUCUCAAAGGGGUCACCCACCCGUUGUUGUCCUAGCUUCUUUUUCUCCAUUUGUAGUUUUGCUUUAAUUUGUUCCCUUGUUCGGUGCCCCCACUUUGUUAGGGCCUUUUUUUCUAACAUUCUUUUUCUUUAAACAUGUCUAAUGUGUUCCCAAUAAAGUUCGUUUCGUCAAAUUUAUUAAAAUAAGUUGAAAGAAAUUGUUGCAA
This is a messenger RNA of Amaranthus tricolor (Joseph's coat), 983 nucleotides long. RefSeq lists its product as uncharacterized. The transcript has 4 exons. NCBI's taxonomy places the organism in Eukaryota, Viridiplantae, Streptophyta, Magnoliopsida, Caryophyllales, Amaranthaceae. The record is from RefSeq and is a predicted model, not a curated record. The coding region runs from base 1 to 813 and encodes 270 amino acids.